Messenger RNA from Chara braunii, 2561 nucleotides. Lineage: Eukaryota; Viridiplantae; Streptophyta; Charophyceae; Charales; Characeae. The record is from the annotation of a GenBank genome assembly.
GCUAGGUUGAACGCUGGCCACGUGGCCAACGCCAUCCCUGUCACCGACAGAACCAGGUCCUGUAGUGUAUAUCGUUGUCAUUUGUUUCUUACCUUCAUGUCGCCAUAGCCGACGUCUCGACAUAUCUUUGGGGAGAGGGAGGUGGUCUCAGGAACCUGCGCACAUCUUCACCGGGGCAAGACGAAGAUGGCGUCGGUGACAGGGAUGACCGUUGCCACGUGGCGGGUGUAUAGCUUAGCUACGUGUCCGUCUCUCCGCGCUCCUUCUGGCGAUGGCGGCCAAGUAUACCAGAGAGAGGGAGGCGGCUUUUCGAGGGUGCUGACUUCUCCGUCAAUGGCGACGCAGCGAGGGAGACUGUCGUCGGACUCGGCUGCAGAACGAGCAGAGCUCCUCCUCAUCCCCGCGGCUAUGGCCGCGAGGGCAAUGCAAGAAAGCUGCGCGCUGUCCUCCGUCCAUCGCCGCUGCCUUCUGCACUCAGCGACGACGACCGAAGGGGGCAGCACCGCCAUAGCUGCCCUCAGUUCGAGCUUCGUCGACAAGCUAUGGAGGAGGUGCGGUGAGCUAGACGACACGAAGGGAGCUCAGAUGAACCUGGUCCUCGCGGCGGACCAGGCACGUCGUGAUCAUAGACGUUGGGCCGGUGGAAGGGGCUUGGCUAUGGCGGCCAUGGCAUCGCCCGACGGCACAGCGCUGAACGAGACGAGGGUGAGGAGGUUGGUAGCUAUGGCAGAGGACGGCACCACGCUGGGAGAGGAGACCAUCUCCACGAACUUGGCUAUGGCAGAGACGUCUGCGGCUUCUUCGCCGUCGGAUCUGGUGACAGCGAUGGACGGCAGGAGAAUGUCGCUAGUCUUCGUGGGAGCUGAGGCCUCUCCCUGGGCUAAGGUCGGCGGCCUGGGUGAUUUUAUGGGCGCUCUGCCACCAGCCCUCGCGACGCUUAUCUUGCUGUUAUAUAUUGGAGUGCAUGCCUUGCUGAAGGUGACAUCAUGCUUAAGGGUGUACAAAGAUGCUUGGGACACGCAGACAAUGGCUCAGGUCACCGUAGGAGGGAAGGUUGAGACUGUGAGGUUCUUCCAUGCGCGCAAGUGCGGAGUGGAUCGGGUCUUCGUCGAUCAUCCCCUCUUUCUCGAAAAGGCUGCAGUGCAAGCGCCGUUGCUUCUGAACCUGGCCAGCGAGAUCGGUCCCUACGGGGAGGACAUUACAUUCAUUGUAAACGAUUGGCAUGCGGCUCUGGUCCCUCUCUACCUCAAAAGCAGGUUUAAAUCGAGGGGAAUCUUCUCCGAUGCAAAGGUUGCGCUGUGUUUGCACAAUGUAUCGUUCCAAGGACUGUUCAGGGAAGAUCAGUACAGCCUUGAGUUUCUUGAUCUACCUAAAGAAUACUGCGCCGCCUUCAGUGAUGACCACAGCUGCGGCGCCGCCGAGCUUUGUGGUGAGGACGUCACGAUGAUGAAUUGGAUGAAGGCAGGGUUUGAAGAGUCCGAUCUGCUGUUGACUGUCAGUCCAACGUACGCAGAGGAGGUGUCGACAGACGGAUAUCUCGGGACGGGCCUGAAGGACCUUAUACGCAAAAAAGGAUUAAUUGGGAUCAUGAACGGCGCUGAUGUGACAGAGUGGAGCCCCGUGACCGACAAGUUCUUGAGCAUCCAAUACGACACUCAUACGGUGUUUGGGAUGAAGCCAUUGCUGAAGAAACAGUUGCAGGAGGAGGUGGGGCUGCCCGCUCAUCCAGAUGUGCCUCUGUUCGGUUUCAUGGGACGGCUGGUUGGACAGAAAGGGUCUGACAUCUUGGCAGCUGCAAUCUCAACCGUACUCCAGAGCGAUGCUAGCGACGCCCAAUUCCUCAUCUUGGGCACCGGUAAGAGCUGCUACGAAGAGGAGCUUCAGGAGCUCGAGGAGAAGUUCCCUACUCAGGUUGCAGUGAUGACUGUAUAUUGUGCCCGUCUUGCUCAUAUGAUGACAGCAGGGUGUGACUUUAUGGUCAUGCCCAGCCGCUACGAACCAGCAGGGCUCGUUCAGCUGCACGCCAUGCUCUAUGGCACGGUACCUGUUGUGUCCUCCACCGGUGGGCUUCUUGACUCCGUCCGUGACGGCGAGACAGGCUUGCAGAUCGGAAGACUCACCUACAAGGAGAAGCUCGAAGCUGGCGACAUUGCUAAGGUCGUAAGGGGGCUCACUCGUGGAAUGGAGGUGUACCGGGACCCAUCUCGAUUCCGAAGCAUGAUCCUGGCAUGCAUGUCACAAGACCUCUCGUGGAAGGGCCCUGCGCGAGCGUGGGAGCAAGCUUUGCUGAAGCUAUACACGGAAAAUAGCAGAGGCAUAGAAACCGGGAAAGUUUGUGGUGGACCAGCAGUCCAGGACCAGGCUUGGGAUGCUUUUCCUGCUGCAGUGGUAGGUCCUGCGGAGUACAUAGCAGUUAGUGGCCCUGCACUUCGAAGUUCUAACAGGACCAGUCACUUUCCCCAGACUUGAUUAGUAUGUUCAUCUAUGAAGGACACUUUAAGCAAGUUUUCAUUUUUCACUACUAGGCCGUGUAGGCCGACUUGUAUGACAGCUACCAGAGA